CCCGCGCUCCCGAUUUCUGCUUCCGGGUCGGAGCCAUGGCGGUGGCAAAUUCAAGCCCUGUCAAUCCCGUGGUGUUUUUUGAUGUCAGCAUUGGCGGCCAGGAAGUUGGCCGCAUGAAGAUCGAGCUCUUUGCAGACGUUGUGCCUAAGACGGCCGAGAACUUUAGGCAGUUCUGCACUGGAGAAUUCAGAAAAGAUGGGGUUCCAAUAGGAUAUAAAGGGAGCACCUUCCACAGGGUCAUAAAAGAUUUCAUGAUUCAGGGUGGAGAUUUUGUUAAUGGAGAUGGUACUGGAGUCGCCAGUAUCUACCGGGGGCCAUUUGCAGAUGAAAAUUUUAAGCUUAGACACUCAGCUCCAGGCUUGCUUUCCAUGGCAAACAGUGGUCCCAGUACAAAUGGCUGCCAGUUUUUCAUCACCUGCUCUAAGUGUGAUUGGCUAGAUGGGAAGCACGUGGUGUUUGGAAAAAUCACUGAUGGACUUCUGGUGAUGAGGAAGAUUGAGAAUGUUCCCACAGGCCCCAACAAUAAACCCAAGCUGCCUGUGGUGAUCUCACAGUGUGGAGAGAUGUAGUCCAGAGGAAGACUGAAUCAGCUCUCAGGUGAUGCUGAUGCUGACUUCGAGUGGCAAGGCUACAGGGGAAUAACAGUCUGUCUUUUAAUUGAGAACCCACCAUAUUCCAAUCAGAAAAGACCCAGGAGGAAAUAAUCUCUUGGUGGCAUUGGUCCAGCAGGAAUCUACGGCAUUCAAAUCAAGAGAUCACCUAAUCAUGCAUUUAAGGCCUGUGCCUAGUAACUGGAAAUAGAAGAUAGGAAGGAGACAGAAGAUAGGUGAAGUCACUUGAUCAACUGUACCUCCCUAUGAAGAACUUCCUUCCUAUGAAGAACUUCCUUCCAGAACUUCUUUUGUGCUUUACCUUAGGUCCUGACUUUGGUUUUAGUGAAAAUGAAGUUUUCUGUACAACUCUAGGUGUAGUAACCUCGGUUUUAUCUCAGUGGGUCCUGUGAAAGCUUUUUACGUUGAAUUUGAUUAGGUAUACAUAAACGAACUUUGGGCCUCAGGAUUCUCCUACCCAGUCUGAACUGGGUUCUUGGCUACUUACAACUGCAUGGGGGGCAGGUGGGGCGGGGGCGUGGAACCUCUGUUUUGAAAACCUGAGAGUCUCUUGGAAAAGAGAGUGGCUGUGAGCUCUGACAGCCCUGCUAAUCUCCCUGUGAUCCCCAAACCUGGUACUGUCAAGCAGCAGAGAUCUUUCUUUAGUUCAUUGUUUCCCAAAUUUCCCUGAAGAUGAGAAUCACGUAGGGGCACUUGUUAAACCUACUAAUUCCCAGAUUCCCCCCCCCUGAAGAGUUUGAGCGAAUUUGAGGUAGGAUCCAGGAUGCUGUGUUGCUUCAGAUGCUUCUUAGCAGAGAAAUGUGGGUAACCCUGCUUUAGGUGGUACUGGUUGAAUGUUUUUUAACAUUUGUCUCUUAGGAAAAAAUAUAAUUAUACAGCACCUAAUUUUACAGGUAUUAUAGCUUACACUGAGGUGUUAUUCGAGUUCAAAUAGUCAGUAGGUUAAAAAUUAAUUGUACCUGUGGAUGGUGGAUAUGGUAAGAGCUGUGACACUGCUGUUGGAAUGACUGAGGUUUAGGAAAUACUGUCCCCCAAUCUGGGAUUUCCUGUAGAUGUGAUACAUUCCUGUAGAGGAAGAUUCUGAAAGACACAUUGGUGGCACGUGGGCUGGUCUUUCAUUAAUUAAGAUAGGUCCCACACUGCAGAUGAGGCAACAAACUUGGAAAGCCCAGUUCCUGCCUUAAAGGAACUCACAGUCUCUUGGGGAAACUGACAAUUACAGUACAGUAAAGCACUGAACUGGAGGUUUUAAGACAAAGGAAGGAAAGUGAAUGCCUGUGUCUGCCUGGAGUGUUUGGGAAGACCGCAGAAGAGAUGUUUCAGCUGAGUACAUGAAAGAAUGGAGUUUGUCAGGGUAGCUAAAACUGGAGAGGGCAUUCCAGGCAGAGGGAAUAGCAUGAGCAAAGGCACCAAGCAGGAAACAGCAGGAAGUGUAAGGGAAACUGCAAAUAAUUCAAUAUAGCCAAAGCAGGAAGAUAUGAAAAGCAAACUGUAAGAGGCGAGGCUAGAGGAGGCCAGGGUCAGCUGUGAGAUCCAGUGCAGGCUGAGGUAUUCAUAUGUUAACCUGAGGAUGGGGGUGAGCUUCAGGCAGUGUGUACAUCUUUCCCCCCUAGGGUGGGAGUCCAUCAUGCUCCUGAGAUUCCAAAGGGUAGCCUGACCCUCCAAAAAGAACCAGGCCAGUAGGAGCCAGUGAAGGAUUUUGAGCAGGAGAACACUGUAAUUGACUUGACUUAUUCAGAAGAUGAUUCUAGCAGCAGUGAGGAGGAUAGGCUAGAGGCCAGUGAGGUGUCCACUGCAGCAGUCCAGGCCAGAGCAAAGAGGUUCCACAUGAAAAUGUGCGUCUAGGGAGCACCAGAGAUGUGGCAGCAAAUAUUUGCAUGCCUGCUGGGCAUGUAACACCGUUCCCCGCCCUGAAAGUCAGAAGGCCUGCCAGCUAAAAAGGGCGGGGAAGGGAGAAUGGCUCCAUUCCAGUCCCUCCAGUACAAAGGCGAAGCUCCCUGCCCUGUAACCAGGCCUUACACACAGAGGGAUACAUUACGUCCAUGGAAUACUAUAUAGCCUUAAAAAGAAAGAGGUAGAUCUGUAUGUGUUGGCAGAUUUCUAAGGUAAAUUAAGGGACAAAGUCAAGAUGUAGUACAUUAUAUAAACAUGAUGCCGUUUAUUUUGAAUUACUCUUUCAGAAAUUACUGUAGUGAUAGAUAGCUGACUGGUAGUAAUGGUUACCUCUGCAGAGUAGAGAUAGCAAAGAGACUUUCUUUUCAGUUUAUAUUGUCCUGUAUAUGCUUGAAUUUUCUACACUGGGCAUGUAUUUUAUAAUAGAAAUACAUACUGUAUAUAUGUAGUUUUAACGAAUCCUAGUUCCUCCCAGCCCUUCCCAGGAGCAUGUAGCUAACAUCAGUUUGUGAAUCAUUCCCUGGUCCCCUCCUGGGUGCACCCACAGUACUUGGUUCAUCUCUCUAUUAUGGCAUUUAACACAGUGUAUCAUGAAUAUGUUGGUCUGGUUUUCUCUGGACUGAGAACUCCUUGAGGCAGGGACCAUGCUGACUAACACAGUGCCUGGUCAGUGAUAGAGCUUAGGUCCCGGAGCACCACGCAACUUGUAAAGUGCAUUUAUACAUUUUUGUACAUUCUGCUUGAGGGCCCAGGGUUAAACUUCUGUCUGAGCCUGCAGUAUGAUGCCAGGACCCACUGUGCUCUGGAGGAAGAGGGGUGUGGCCAUGUUUGGGGGGAGGGGAACAGUAGUAACUGAGUGUACUCACCCUGUU
Eubalaena glacialis (North Atlantic right whale) is the source of this 3376-nucleotide messenger RNA. RefSeq names its product peptidylprolyl isomerase H (gene PPIH). Gene Ontology annotation, molecular function: peptidyl-prolyl cis-trans isomerase activity. Gene Ontology annotation, biological process: protein peptidyl-prolyl isomerization; protein folding. The record is from RefSeq and is a predicted model, not a curated record. Bases 36 to 569 code for a protein of 177 amino acids. NCBI's taxonomy places the organism in Eukaryota, Metazoa, Chordata, Mammalia, Artiodactyla, Balaenidae. The transcript has 10 exons. Gene Ontology annotation, cellular component: intracellular membrane-bounded organelle.